AAAUAUUCAUACCCAUUAUUAUAUUAUUAAUUAUAAUAUUGAUGUUUAUCAAUAAUGAUAUUGAUUAUAAUAUUGAUGACACUAUUGUUAAUAUUGAUAGUAAUAUUCAUAAUACUAUUAAUGGGGAUGGUGCUCCGUACCCCGGGCAGUGCAGGGUGAGCGGUCAUGUCCUCUCCUCCUUCCCCCGGAGCCGUGUACAGAGCCGGGCAGGUCCGGUCCGGAGGGGCAGCAGUGUGGCGGGCAGGCGGCCGGUGUCAUGUCGUGUGUGUGCCGGUAGUGGUGCUGCUGCGGGAGGCUGAUGAGGCAGUGGUGUUUGGAGCCCAUCCUUCCCCGCCGCCGCCGCUGCCGCCUGUAGUCAGGGAUUCCCUCUCCGCUCCGGCCCCCCUGCUCCUCUCCUGACCUCCCCCGUCCCUCCUCCCGUAUACAGUCAUCCUGCUCUUACACUUAUCACGGGGGGUCCUGGCUGGAGGAGGAGAUCCGGAGAGAGGCACAGCGCCCCCGGUCCUGAUCGCAGCCGGCCGGGGAGGUCCUGGGAUCUGACAGCCAAACAGAAAAGGGGGGAGAAAGGAGGAGAGGAAAAAAAAAGCGCUUGGGAAAGGAAUCCUUCUGUUGUUGGCGGUUGUAGACAUCUCGCUGUGGGGCACAUCACCUAAUGAACAGAUAAAAUGCAUAAAAUUUAAGAUCAGCUGAUGUUCACAAGGGACAGAGUCACGUGAUGUAUGAAGGCAAACACAUACACUUCUCUGAGGUUGAUAAUAAGCCCCUAUGCUCCUACAGUCCCAAACUCUGCAAGCAGAGAAGACUUAACGGCUACGCCUUCUGUAUCAGACAUGUUUUAGAGGACAAGACUGCUCCCUUCAAGCAAUGUGAAUAUGUGGCCAAGUACAACAGCCAGCGCUGCACUAAUCCCAUCCCGAAAUCAGAGGACCGGAGGUACUGCAAUAGUCAUCUGCAGGUACUGGGCUUUAUUCCCAAAAAGGAAAGGAAGAAAAAGAAUGAUGCACUGGAAGAAGUAAAGGCAAGACACCCAAUGGAAACCGUGGCCUUCAGCUUAACAGUGCCCACCUUGGCCUUGAAGAUGCCCAAUGGACUAGAUGGUAUGACGCUUUCCCCUCCUGGGGCCAGGCUUCCUCUUCACUACCUGGAAACAGACUUAGAUGACUCCUUUACACUUGAAGAGGAAGAAGAGGAGAUAAAGAAAGGAGCAUCCAUAAAGAAGAAACUACAGAGCAAGUUGGCCCAGAAUCGGCAGCGACAAAAAGAGACAGAGAUUAUAAAAGUUCAUCAAGAGCACUUUAGCCCUCAACCUGCACCUUCUCAGCUCCAACCUCUGUCUCUUCAAGAGCAGCAGAUGCUGGUGCAACCAGCACCAACAUCACUGAAGUCUACUGGGCUAACACAGAGCCUGGCGUGUACAUCGCCUCAACCUCAGAAUACCAGCUUACCAGUACAGGGAGCGUCACCUAUAGCGCACACGUUAGCACAAAUAAAGACUAAUAAGAGACCACUUCCCGCCCCUCCAACCUCCACAGAUCCGCCAAGAUCAGACAGGAUUCAGGUGACUGCCUCAGCCUUACCAACCUACUCAUCAUGUGUUAGCCGGCUGCAAAGACUAAUGAAACUGUGCACACAAAAGCACCAACUAAAUGCAGAUUUAUUCCCACAUUUGGGGCUUGACUGGUCAGAAGACAGUGGAGAGGAGCAAGAUGAUUCUGAUCCUUACCAAGUUGCAUGGUCAUUCCGUGAGGGUCUCCAACAUGACUGCAAAAAGUACGAUGCUGAGGUAGCACACAGCAGGAGCUCCAGGGUUGCACAACUUUGCACUUAUUUUCAGCAAAAAUACAAGCACCUCUGCCGCCUGGAGCGAGCAGAAUCCUGUCAGCGGAAAUACCGCCACACAUUCCGGAAAGCAUUGCAGAAAGCGGCCCUUAGAGAACCUGAGUCAGCUGGGCAGCUAAUGCAGGAAUUAGGCAAAGCCACAUGCAUAAAUUCCAGAACUAUUCAACCAGAGCUCAGAGGAACAGAAGCAGUACUUUGCAGUGCAACUGUGAGAAGUGUGUCUUGCACAAACAGAGCCCUCCCAUACACAAGACACUGUUUUCAGCAUAUCUUGUCAAACACCUCUCAACAGCUUUUUACCAGCUGCACAGCAAAAUUUGCAGAUGGGCAACAGUGCUCUGUACCCGUUUUUGACGUUACUCAUCAAACACCUCUAUGUGAAGAACAUGCCAAGAAAAUGGAUAAUUUCUUGCGCGGGGACAAUUCACGCAAAGUUCAGCACCAGCAGCAGAGGAAGCCCAGGAAAAAGACUAAGCCUCCUGCACUUACCAAAAAACAUAAGAAAAAAAGAAGGGGACCUAGAAGGCCUCAAAAACCCAUUCCACCUGCAGUGCCCCAAGGCAACCUCUGCAUGCCCAGUAGCCUAUCACUGCCAGUGGAGGUCACUAACAUAAGGAGUCCAUCCACACCAGAUCUGAGCACAGAAGAGCUACCUGAUGACAUCACUAGUGAGAUUACAGACAUUCCCCAUGACUUGGAGCUGAAUCACGAAGACUUUUCUGAUGUUCUCCCACGAUUGCCGGAUGAUCUGCAAGUCUUUGAUUUUUUUGAAGGUAAGAAUGGAGACCUUCUCCCUACCACCGAAGAGGCAGAGGAAUUGGAGAGAGCCCUUCAAGCUGUUACAUCUCUGGAAUGUCUAAGCUCCAUUGCAGUGCUGGCCCAAGCUGAUAGUGUUAGUAGUCAUGACCUCUCAGACCGUGGCCUAACCUCAUUCUCAUCAGGUGCUGGAAGUUCAGAGAUCCAGCAGCUGACAAGAGAAGAUCACACAGAUAUUGGGGAGCUACUUAACGGGCGAAUGGUCCAUGAGAACUUUACCAGUCUGGAAUUGGAUGAAAACCUCCUUGGUCGUGCUACUUUAUCUAGCUCAUCUGCUCCUCUGAGUAGGCAUGUUCAGAGGCAGUUUUCAUCCACUGCCAAUGUUGGCCUUACUUCUACCACUCUAAUAAGCCACAACUCUCUUGAAGAGAGGCCUUUCACGGGUUCAUACCAUGGACUACAAGAAAGCCGCCAUGCUUCCCAGAGGCCUCUCCCAGGAGAUAUUUUAAGCAAAGGAGAAGACCUAAUCGCCUCACAACAGCAAUAUAGCAGUGACCAUUCACAUUCAUCCCCCCAUGGAAGCCAUUAUGAUAGUGAGCAUGUGCCAUCACCAUAUAGCGACCAAACAACAUCCCCACAUGCCACCUCCUUCUCUGGGGAUGGAUUAACAUUAACUUUUUCUUCAGAGGUGCCCAUUAUUGCUCAGCACUUGCUCACCACCCAGCUGGAUGUACCUCUAAGUGGGGUGGUAAAUUCCCGAACUCACUGGGGAAACCUUCCUGUGAACCUUAGUGAUCCAUCAACAUUUGGCACAUUUAUCAGUUCUGAUGGGCAUCUACUCUCGACAUCUUUAUCCACCCCUCAAGCUGUCUCUCAUUCAGAGGUUACACAGCCUACUUUUUCCACUGUGACCCCUAAUAGCUGCAACAUUCUUCCGGGGUUACCGCAGACAAGUUUCAGCGGGCUUAGCCCCCCUUCUACGGAACUCAUGGAUUCCACUUCAUCCAAACAGCAGCUCCCUCAGUUCAUUGCAGCAUUUGGUCAUCAGCUAUCUGCUCACAGUGGCAUCCCCAAAGACCUACAACCCAGCCAUAGCUCGAUUGCGCCUCCUGCAGGAUUCACUGUAACAGGUGCCACAGCUAUUAGUACCAACAACUCCACCUCCUCUUUCAUGAAUCCCAAUUGAUCUCUUUCCUUGUUGCAUAAACAUACAGGCUGGAUGGGAAGCGACUGCUGCUUUCUGCUCCUUGCUCUUACCACAUUCUCCCUGGGAUGUUCCCUUCAUUGUGAAGGAAGAUUCUGCUCACCACAAUGUCCUCUUUGUGCUGUAAUAGCACUGGUGCUCCUAUUCUUGUUUGUCUGCUUUACUGUUUUUAUUCCCCUGAGAAGUGACAUUGGGUUCCUACAUUAACUUCUGAUACCAGGAUAAAUGCCUCAUUCUUUUACUACCUGAUAUUCAUAGUCCCUUUUUGAGUUAUGGGCAGAAGAGGGUGGGGGUUUUAGGCUGGGGGUCUAAGCCACUAAAGAGAAUCGGUGUGACACACUCUUAUUUAAUACAGUAUGAACCCAAUGUCCCUUUCUUGACAGAUUAAGCUGUUAUGAUCCUUUGUGUGUGUGUGUGUGUGUGUGUGUGGCUGUUUUUUGUAUGUUUUAUUUUUUAUUUUUUUAAGUCUAGAGAAGUCUUGCAGAUCUGAGAUCUGAGCUGCAUCAGCAUGAAACUCUGCUUCCGGUAGCUCCAUUCCAUGUUUCUGUUGGCCUUGCACUUGACAUGUGGACCAUGAUGUGGAUAAAAAAUAUAAUGUUUAAACAGGGCAGAAAAGCUAUAAAGGAUUGACAAGAACUGCGUAUUAUCCACUGGUCUGGUUCCAUUAACCUGGAAAGAUGUUCAUUCCACCACAGGGUAACACCUGGCACUUGUGCUGCGUUACGGUUCUUGCUGUUAGCCCCAAGUUAUUUGUAGUAAAUGAGAUGAAGAUACUACGGAUUCAGUUUAUGAAAGCUAACACAGUUUAACGUGGCUUUGAAUUCUUCUUUUUUGUAAGUGGAAUUCCUGCAUGGGGUAGUGGGGGGGGGGGAUGCAAAUGCUGAGUUGGUGUCAAUGGUUGAAUGAAUCGGUCGUCAAGAGGUAGGUAGAUGUGAGCGAGACUGUUCUGCCGUAGGUGUCAUUUUAAGUAAUAUUGAAUAACCUUAAAUUUAUUUCUUAUGCGUUCCUUUUCUUAAAACAUGUAAAUUCUGAAUCCGUCACAAUUGCUGCCUAAAAGUAAAACUGUCUGGUUUUGCCCAUUGCAGCCAAUCACAGCUCAGCUUUCAUAUGUUAAGAAGCUUUGGUAAAAUAAAAAUUGUGCUGUGAGGGGAUAAAAUCUGAGUUUCUGAGGGGAUAAAAUUAGAUGGUUUUAGUUUCAGGCAGAUUAAUAAAUCUGGACCAAUACUAUUAAUAUUUAUUUUUAUUAAAUUUUUUAUUUCUAUCAGUUUAUUUGGUUUCGAGUAACCCUUAAAGUGUCACUAGCAUUUAUUUGACUAAGAAAAAUUUUGACGUGUUUUUUUUUCUUUUUUAGAGUCUUGGUGCUGAGAUCCUCCCCGACCACUAGAUCAGCGAGGAUAAGGGCUCAGCUAAGUCCCCCCCCCCCCCAUUUCUCUUCACGCUGUACGAUACAGGCUCCAUAGACACUCUCUAAAGAAUCCAUCUCCUGCAGCAUGGUGACAGGGAGACUGCUUGUUCUAGCGAUCAGUAAGGGUCUCAGCACCCAGACCCUGACUGUUCAAAUCUUUUGAUCUUUUGCAAUGUCUCUAUGCCAUGUCUAAAUUUUUUUAAAUGGCUGUAACACUUUAACAUAAAGUGAAAAUACAAAACUCCUGUUGUUUUUCUACCCCAGAGAGAUGAAGCCCAUCUGUUGCCCAGUAAAGUAGAAGAAAUAGAAUCCAAUUACACAAGUUUAGAUUGUUUAGCUUGAUAAAGUCUGAAUUAUAAAAUGCUUGUAUACAUAGUAGAAUAAGUGACCUGAUAUGAAAUAUUGCACAAUAUCAUAUGCAAAAACAUGAUAAAGUUUUAAUACCCCAUGAAUAGAAGGUAUGUGAAGAGCACUGAGCAGUUAGAUUGCGUAAAAGACUAUAAAACAUAAGGAUUCCGUUUAGGACAGUUUUGUGUAGCUGCUAUGGUUGUCCAUGUGUAAUAUUCUUGUUUGCACUGUUACCAUUCCAGUUUUAAGUUAGAUAGUAGACAUUGCUAGGGUAUGUUCUCAUCUGGCAGAUCAGUGGCUGUUCCAUGCAUCUAAAUAGGGUUUGCAAAAAUUCAUGCACGUUUCAGAAAGUGCUCCGUUGCAAAGAAGGAAUUCUAUGCAGAUGUAUGGAACAGAUACGUAUAUAUCUGUGCAGUGUGCACGGUGGAUAUAAGAUGGAUUGCAGUGCAAAAUUGCAUAUAACUUUAGUUAUUAAAGGACAUGUCCGGUGCUCACUUUUCUUAUUGUGUCCGUUCCGGGAUACAAGAGAGCUUUCUCUUGCCUGCCUACGCUCCCCCGGUGCUCCGGUACAGGCGUUAGG
Molecule: messenger RNA, 6132 nt
Organism: Hyla sarda
Lineage: Eukaryota; Metazoa; Chordata; Amphibia; Anura; Hylidae
Gene: INO80D
Product: INO80 complex subunit D
Exons: 11
Coding region: 716-3781 (1021 amino acids)
Cellular component (GO): nucleus
Source: RefSeq, a predicted model, not a curated record